UUUUUUUUUUUUUUUUUUGUUCUCAGGUGUUUUUGAAAUUGUUCUCCCUAUCACCGUGCUUGUGCUGAGUGACGAUGAUUUUCUCCCAGAUGACUCUGAGGAGCAAGCAGAGUCAGUUCCCAAGUCAAAGGAGGAGGAUGAGCUGGAAGUGACCUUGAACAGUAGCAUUCUCUUACAAAGUAAUGGAACAGCUUCAAAUGACAGUAACAGUGUGAGCAUUUUGGAAGAAAACAAGACUGCUUCAAAUGAGGAUAAUAGUAUAACAUACACUGAAAAAAACCAAGUUGCCAAGAGUGUGUGUAAUGAAUACGAAUUAACUGAUGGGAGUGGUGCAUUCAUGGACGAAUGUCAGAAUUACAUGUUGCCUACAUCAUCUUACAAAACACAGCUUACAGAGAGAAAUGAAGCCAGUUGUAGAGAAGAAUGUGAUGGUGAUGACAGCUCUCAGAAAAUUCCUCCUCUCUUCUCUGCUGGCAUUGAGGGUAGCUAUGAUACCAUCAGAACAAACAGCCAGGUGACAUUGACAGUGAUACCCAAACAUGAAGAGGAGCCUGUCAGUGCUGCAAAUGGUAGCAGUCAAGAGAAACAACCAGAAAUCCCCAAGGAGAUUGAAACUAUUGUUGAAAUGAAACAUCCUGACUCUUCAGAGAAUGGAGAUAAUAAAGCCAGUAACAAUAAGAGAAGCAAAUUUGAAGAUGAAACUCUGGGUUCUCUUUUGAAGCGUGGCUUGAAAGAAGAACCAAAAUUUACCUAUAAUUGUUCUGCUCCGUUUGUUAAUGGAUGUUCUUCUACUUCACAAGAAUUGCUACAAGAGGCAGGGAAACCGGAGAUGAGUGCCUCCACUUCUGCUGAAUCAAAUACUCCUGGAGAUCAUCUUUAUGAGACAUUAUCACCAUUUCCUAAAAAAAGAUGUCGGCAGCAAAAAGUAAUUUCUCUUCAUGCAGGCCCAAAAGAAUCCCCAAACCAGCAAGAAGGUUUAGCAUGCCUAAGUAAUAUUAUCACCAUCAAAACCCUUCCUAAAGCGUCUUCUACAAAUAAGCAUGAAAGAUUGAAGUGCAGAUUUUGUAAUUCUGUAUAUAAAUGCAGUGCACAUCUAAAGAAACAUCUUUAUUCAGCUCAUAAAGGUAAGAAAAUAUAUAAAUGCUGCUUCUGUAAAAGAACCUUUUUCUUUUCUGUCAACCUUAAGAACCACCUUAAGCUUCAUAAGAAAAUAACUAGGUUGAAAAAUGCAAGAAAAAAUAGAAAGAAUGUGAGAAAAGUUGGUCAGAAAAGAUCUGAAGAAAGACAAUCUGAGACCAAGAAAAAAGAAAGUAAAUAUAAUAAACUUUUCAGCAAAAUAGAAAGGGACUUCACACCUCUGAGUAGACCAGUUAGGUUUUCCUGCAGAAUUUGUUUCUUUGCUUCAUCAGAUCCUAGGGUUUUUAUUAAUCACAUGAAGGGACAUAAAGAGAGACCACCCUACCAGUGUCCUCAAUGUGAUUAUUCCUGCAUUAGCUUAUCCUAUUUGUUGAAUCACAUCUACUGGCAUGCUGGAUAUAAGCUGUACCAGUGCAGGUUUUGCACCUUUUUUUCAUUGUAUUUUGCAAGCAUGGUAAGGCACAGCUACAUGCACACAGGGGCUCGACUGUAUUCCUGUGAGUUCUGCCAGUCAAAUUUCACAAGCACUACAGCAUUAAAGAGACACAGAAGAUUACAUGCAGGCAAAGAAACUUGCCGAGGGCAGCAGGUUGACUCAGCAACUAGAACAAAGAGAACUCGAAGACCUGUAAAGAGUUACACAUGUGAUGAGUGUAACAUGGUGUUUUACACUAAAGGACAUCUCAGCUUUCAUCAGAAAUUUCAUGAACAGUUUAAGGCUAAUGGUUAUAUGAAUCAGAGCAAUGAAUAUCAUAAAAGAAAAAUAUGCAAAGCUAACAGUGAUUCCCAGGAGACUGUUUCUCUGUCUCUUCCUGGUGGUGAAGAAAAUGAUUGUCUUGGUGGGAGAAUGCUAGCUUCAGCAGUAGACUCCAAGCAGGAAGAUAAUGUGUGGGACAAUAAGAAAAUGCGCUCUAGAAAGAAAUUCUCUGAAAAAAGCCGUGGAAGCAGCAGCGUACCUGUUGGGAAUAGAUCUGAAGUUCCUCUGAAUUCACACCAUAUGGAAGCUGUCAUUUGUAAAGCGGAGCCUCUCUUCAACUCCAAGGGCUCUCAUUCACAAGUUCAAGAUGUUGAUGCGUAUCAUAAAUAUGUGGAAAACCUAAAGGUGACAUGGCCUUCCAGUUUGUCUGCAUUCAAAACAUACAGGUGCCAACACUGCAGUUAUGCUACCACUGUUCAUAGCAACUUUAGGCUGCAUUUGAAAUGUCAUACAAAUGAAAGACAGUUUGUGUGUGAAGAAUGCAAUAAGGCAUUUAGAACAGCAGAUGAUUUGCAGAAACACAGCCUAAUUCAUGUAAAGAAUGGAUAUGAGUUUGGCCGUUGCUUCUAUGUAAAUAGUUAUUUAGAGGAUCUUGAAUGGCAUCGUGACACACCUGUAGGUAUGUGUCCAGAAAGAGAUUUUGGUUCCUUGGAAGGUUCAAAAAGUGUCCAUUCCUUGCUUGGUUCAGAAUUCUCUGGACUACAGCCAGAUAUCCAGGGGGGCAAAGGGAAUGAUUUGCUAGGACAAAGUCAGCCACAAUACUAUCAGUGUGCAGAGUGUGAGUAUGCUACUUACAUUUUAAGUAAUCUUAAACUACAUGUAAGAACUCACACAGGUGAGAGACCUUACAGCUGCAGUGUUUGUCAGAAGAAGUUUCGUAAUUCCAGUCACCUUAAAAGACACAGAGUCAUGCAUUAUAAUUCAGAUUAUCUCAAGUGCAGGAAGUGUGACUAUUCCACAAACAAAUGGCUGUCCUUGAAACGGCAUCUGGCUUCACACUCUUAUGAAGAAAGCUCAUCUACUGGCUGUCUCUAUGAACAAAAGCAGCUACCUGUCAAAGCAUACACUUGCAAGGAGUGUGGCUAUUGCACACUCCACAACGGAAACCUGAAGCUACACAUGAGGAUUCACACAGGGGAGAAGCCAUACAAAUGCAGUCAGUGUGCUGUCGCUUUCCGCACAUCAAGCCACCUGAAGCGCCACUUGGUGACUCAUUUAAAGUUGCACUGCAGAAGGUGUAAAUUUUCAACGUUUGAUAAAUGUGCUUUCCAAAAGCAUGUGAAAACACACAAAAGAAAGCACAACUGUAGGAAGUGUAAUGUGAUGCUGCCUACCAAAAAACUUCUGGAGCAGCAUAAGCGGCAACAUAAGCUUGAAAUAUAAUCUCGGGAAUUGCAAGUUGGCACCUGGUUCUGAAGAGAUUUGCAUGUCCUGAGUUUGUUCUUUGCUUUACAUUCCUCUGCUGUCCCCAUAACAAUGACUGGUAAUGGAUGCAUCUGGUGGUGUGGUCCGGAGGGUGAAACUUGAGGUACUGACUUGCUCCAGGUUCUUGCAACAGCUCUGUUUCUAGUACAGGCUGUGCU
Pezoporus occidentalis (night parrot) is the source of this 3477-nucleotide messenger RNA. Its product is annotated as zinc finger protein 91-like. The record is from RefSeq and is a predicted model, not a curated record. Gene Ontology annotation, biological process: regulation of DNA-templated transcription. The coding region runs from base 338 to 3277 and encodes 979 amino acids. The transcript is spliced from 2 exons. Lineage: Eukaryota; Metazoa; Chordata; Aves; Psittaciformes; Psittacidae. Gene Ontology annotation, molecular function: DNA-binding transcription factor activity, RNA polymerase II-specific; RNA polymerase II cis-regulatory region sequence-specific DNA binding.